AUGUUUUCAGGAUACCAGAACAAAAAGAAAAAGAAAGAGUUGGCUAAUGCUGUUGAGAAACUAUCAAAACCAGACUGGAAAUCCAGUGAGAAAUUCGACUCUGUUGCCAAAUCGAGAGAGAUUCAUCAGCAACCACUGCCUCAACCACAAGAGUCAGAUGUGUCCAACUUGAUGGUUCAUCAGCGACGAAAAAGCCUCAUCAUAAACAGUGCAAAGCCAAACCCAAACGCUGAAAGAAUCAGGAAAUCAACAAGCGUUUAUGAUGGCUUAGAAGGUGCUGAUAUGAAUAAAAGACCUUUGAAUAUAGAUAAAGCGUUACCAGCAAAUCCUGACAGCAAGUUGCAACUGGAUGAAUUUGAUACGACACAGCUAGAAGAAAACAUUGUUCGAUUGGCCAAAGAAGCAGGCGUAGAAUUUGAUGCGACUCAACUAUCCCAAGAGAACGAAAUUGACCAUAUCCGUAGUAUAUUGGAUCAAACCAGCAAAGACAUUGCAGAAACCUACACUCAGAAGAUAAACAAGGAGUCCGACACAGGUGCAUUGAUGACCAAGGGUCGUAAAAGUCUUGAAGAGAACAAUGCUUGGAUCAAAGAUACAUGCGGUCAGAUCACUGAAAAACUGCAGCAGCUGAAAAAUGAGGUACAAUCUAAACGAAUGCUGGAAACCAACCGACCGCAAUUGAGGGAGAAUCUAAAGAUGAUUAUCGGCGACAUUGCACAAUCAGCGGACGAAGUCUGGAUACCCCAAUUCAACGAACUAUGUCAAAGCAUAAAGAGCGAUAGUCAACAACUGCAUAACGACAUUCACUAUCUGUGCAAGCUGUUCAACGAUACGUCAUGGGAGAAGGAAUUGAGAAAGAGGACGGAAAAGUGCUUUGACAUUGGAGAUGAAGCAGCAUUUCAUAGAAUGAAGAUGGAUUAUACAGCAUUGUUCAAUCAAUUAUUUCCAACCUAUUCAUGCUCUGAUGAAUUUAUUGUUGCCUGUAGUCACCUUGCCAAAUCGUACGUGUUUCCGCCUCCUUCACCCAAGCAUCUGAUCACCACAGCCAACAACAGUGAAAACUCCAGUGUCAUUAGUGUACCAGAAGACAUAUCCAAGCGAUCAUCGCCAUCCAACGCCACAACUGCUAAUACAAUCUAUACGCUUAAAAGCAAAAUCCUCCCGCCGUUGCACUUUAGCAAUAAGAAAAGAGCAGACAUGUUUCUCUCCAACCUGAAUCAAGCCAAAGCCUACUUUCAAACAGACGCAUUGCAUCUAUACAAAAGCUACGACGAGCAUCGACUGAUCAAAAACAACGAAGCGUGUCCCUGUCUUCUUUGUGAAGAGGCGAUGAGACAUCAACACGGCACAACACAAUGCAAUUUCUGCAGCGUACAUCAGAAUCAUAAUAUCAAGACUGAGCAAGAUCAAGAAAACUGCAAUUGCGGAAAUUGUAUUCAUUUUUCACACUACAUUCAGGGGCUUCGAUUCCUCACAGACGAAUUUGCGGACAGUACCAAAUACACAGCGAGCAGAUCAAGUUCAUUCCAAGAGAAACAGCAUCCCACGAAAGAAAAGAAAUCGCUCAACAAACUGAUUGGUGGUUUAUUAUUUGACAACAACAAUAAAAAGAAAUAA
Mucor velutinosus is the source of this 1617-nucleotide messenger RNA. RefSeq lists its product as uncharacterized. NCBI's taxonomy places the organism in Eukaryota, Fungi, Mucoromycota, Mucoromycetes, Mucorales, Mucoraceae. The record is from RefSeq and is a predicted model, not a curated record. The transcript is spliced from 3 exons. Bases 1 to 1617 code for a protein of 538 amino acids.